GUACUUAUGCAUCAAGCUCCGAACCGCCAGUUGAUCGUGUGCCGCUUGAGGGCACGAGGCUGGCGCUAGGGGACUCGCUGCGUUUCGGCUUUUGCCCUUGGAUCUACCGCUUGGAGGAUGCUCCGGCAGCGGGUGAUGCGACGGGGAAGACUGGAGAGGAGGUGAGAUGCACCUCUUCGCGUGAGGAGAG
Molecule: messenger RNA, 190 nt
Organism: Symbiodinium sp. CCMP2456
Lineage: Eukaryota; Dinophyceae; Suessiales; Symbiodiniaceae
Source: the annotation of a GenBank genome assembly